ACACUCCAUACCAGUUGGUGGCGGUAAUUCACCAUUUCGUUGAUUGCCAACCGCCACAAAACAUCAAGAAGAAGAAGAGUCGCCAGCUUCGCCUGAUGUGGCUAGUUCAAGGUAGCACUAAUGGUUGCUCUCUCUGUUGGAUUUUUUCCCCCAUUACUAACUCAACAUGGGCAAAAGGGAUAAUCGAGUGGCUUACAUUAACCCCAUUGCUGCUGCACGAGCCAGGGGACCGGCAAAUAACGCUGGACCAACUAUACAAGAUUAUUUAGGCAGACCUCGACCAACAUGGGAAGAGUUAAAGGAGCAGCUGGAGAAGAAGAAGAAGGGCUCUCGAGCCCUGGCUGACUUUGAGGACAAAAUGAACGUGAAAUGGAGAAAAGAACUGGCAAAAAACAGAGAGAAGUUGUUAGGUGGAAGUGAUAAAGACAAAGAGAAAGACAAGAAGACCACAGACAAGGAAAAAGAGGAGAAGAAAGAGAAAAAAGAGAAAAAGAGGAAAGAGAAGAAGAAACCCAGCAGGCAUUCUUCAUCUUCCUCUUCCUCAUCGAGUUCUGAUUCCCCCAGCAGCUCCUCCUCAGAAUCUGAAGACGUGGAUGAAAAGAAGAGCCUGAAGAAAAAGCGGAAGAGAAAGAAGUCAUCGGCAAGGAGACCAUCAGACAGCUCAGAGGAAGAAUCGGAUGCUGAAAGCAAGAAGAAAAAGAAAAGAAUCAAGGAAGAAGGAGACAAAGAUAAGGAGGACAGGAGCCGUAAGAGAAAAAGGAAGGCCGAGCGAAGUUGUAAGGACUCAUCCUCAGAGUCCUCUGCAGACUCUGAGGGGGAAGAGGUAGCUGAAGCCAAGAAGAAAAAGAGAAGUAGCGAGGAAAAGGAGAAAAUCACAGACCGAUCCAAGAAGAAGAGGAAAAAGAAGCACAAGAAACACAGCAGAAAAAAGAAAAAGAAGGCAGCAUCUCAGUCAGACCCUGAGCUCGACUAGCGACCGCAGCAUUAUGAUUCUUUCAUCCUCCUGACAGUUCACAAGUAAUGUUAUUUUUGCCUUUGCCCUCUAAAAACCUCUCCCAUCCAGCUUCAGUCAUCACACUUGAACAGGAGACCUACAGACUUGUAACGCUGGGGUUCUGUGUGCGAAGUGAAUUUGAGGGAAGCACCCAUCCCUCUGCAUAUCUUCUGUUGACUUUUACCACCAUGAUUUUUCUAGAACAUUUUUUUUUAGUUACACACCACAAAUGGACUGAAGUGAAUUCCUCAUAUAUAUCCCCCUCCUCAUUUCGGAGAUUUCCGUGUGACUGGCCCUCUCAGAGUUGCUCUCUCGGCUUCAUACCCGACAUCUUGCAUUUGUAGUUUCUAGAUGAGGCUGUCAUGCUAGUGCCUGCGUCAUGCAUGUAGACCUGAUGACCUGAUGUCUCACCAGCCUCAUAUUGAAGUUGGACUUAUAACAAAUGUGAGCUGCACAGCCGACAUUAAUACAAGGGAUAAUUGUUCCGUUAGAUUAAAUUGUUACACUGCAGUGUAAAUGUAUAAACAAUGGGAAUUCAUUAAUAAAGUAUUGUUUUAGCCUUU
Sander lucioperca (pikeperch) is the source of this 1557-nucleotide messenger RNA. RefSeq names its product family with sequence similarity 133 member B (gene fam133b). Lineage: Eukaryota; Metazoa; Chordata; Actinopteri; Perciformes; Percidae. The transcript is spliced from 11 exons. Bases 167 to 973 code for a protein of 268 amino acids. The record is from RefSeq and is a predicted model, not a curated record.